This is a messenger RNA of Prorocentrum cordatum, 1028 nucleotides long. The record is from the annotation of a GenBank genome assembly. Lineage: Eukaryota; Dinophyceae; Prorocentrales; Prorocentraceae.
GUCGAGCUCCUGAGCACUCGAGAGAACACCCCCCUCCGAGCGGUCCCCGCAGCUGCCACACCUCACCCCUCGGACGCCUCCGUGGCCAAUAUGGCUCAAGGCUUAGGAAGUAGGGGCGCUCUGCUGCUCACCUGCCCAGGUGCCUACGCGGGGCCGAGGGAUGGCGGUUCGUAUCAAGCCCGCGGGAUGUGCGGCCGAGUUCAUCGGGAUGUUCCUCUUCGUGGCUUUUUGCUGCGGCACUGCCACCGGCGUCGCUGGGACCAGCGGGUGGGUUCAGCAGGUGUCGUUGACGUUCGGGUUUUGCAUCUUCGUGCUCGCGAGCGCCCUGGGGCGAUGGGGGCUCCAGUGCAACUGCGCGGUGACGUUCGCGCUCGCGAUCGCCAAGCUCUUUGGCAUCGGGGACAUGGGCAUUCUCCAGGCGGCCGUGAACCUCGUCUUCCAGGUCCUCGGCUCCGUCGCGGGGGCGGCGCUAGUUGCACUUAUCAAAGAGACGGACAGCGACAGGACUCCAGACGGCGUGCCUGGCGGAGGGGCACUCGGCUCCAACAUGCUUGCGGCCGACGUCGGCAUUGGGGAGGCCCUCGCAGGUGAGGCUUUGGGUACAUUCUUGCUCGUGUUCAUGGUGCUGCAGGCUGUCGUGGACGAGACGAAGAAUGUCACGAUGCCCCUGGCCAUCGGAGUGGCCGUCUAUCUCGCCCACUCCAUCCUCAUCCCGAUCGACGGGUGCUCCAUCAACCCGACCCGAACCAUCGGGCCCGCGCUCGUCGCGACGGUUCUCCUCGACAGGGUCACCGAUGAGGUCAGCGACAAGAUCUGGGAGGACAUGUGGGUCUUCUGGGCGGGCCCGCUCUGCGGGGCGCUCCUGGCGGUCCUCGCCCACGUGGCGGUGCGCACGCUGCCGGGGCAGCCCGGCGUGGGCGAGGAGGAGGGAGAGGCCAGCCUCGGGGACGACGUCGACAAGUCGAUCUGAGCGAAGAUCGCCGCGGGUUGAACGUCUGCCGGGCUUGCACGAAGCGAGGAGGAGGAGG